AUGAAAGGCGGCGAGGAAGAUUGGACAGCAAUCGACUUGGCAAUAGAGCGGACAGUCCAAGACGUCAAAGUAACUUACCGACCAAGGGGUCCGCACCAAUCUUGGGAGCUAAUGAAGCAGCGUGCGCCUGCCAUCCCCACGCUGCGCGUCCUCGACGACGACAUUUCAAGACAAUUUCGAACUAUCUACAGAGGUACUACACACACAACGCCUGCCAAAGACGCCGACGUCCGCCUCCUCGACGAGCACUACAACAGUGCACGCUUACAUAUAUACACUCCCGGCCGUCGCACCACAAACACUGCUGAUAAAGUCAGGGAGUUUGUCAGUAACGGGUUCCACAUCGCAAACACAAAGAUCAUACCAAAAUGGCACACGAGGCGCGCAGCAUAUGAGCGCGCAAGCUCACAAAUUUGGCCUGAGAAUCUCUGGACCCCCGACAGUACGAGAUGUUCGCGCAGAACUUGCAACAAUCACGCUCAUCUGGCUCAGCCGCAGACUAGCGGGACCAGCUGA
Messenger RNA from Dichomitus squalens LYAD-421 SS1, 516 nucleotides. RefSeq lists its product as uncharacterized. The transcript has a single exon. Bases 1 to 516 code for a protein of 171 amino acids. Lineage: Eukaryota; Fungi; Basidiomycota; Agaricomycetes; Polyporales; Polyporaceae. The record is from RefSeq and is a predicted model, not a curated record.